AUGACAUUCGAUAUAGCUAAUGGAAGUUUUAACCGGAAAUGGGAACCUGGUAUGGAUCUCCCACGAGGAAGUGCGCCAAGACUACGAAUGAAGCCAGAUGACCUUAUAGAGUGCCCUAGAGAAGGAGACGGAACACUUGAAAACCCUAUGGUAAUCUGGGCAGCUCGCUUGACGAAAAAACAACGGGAGGAACUAACAAUUCCUGAAUUUGAGGACGAAGCAGAUCUAUACCGUGCGAUCGAUGCUAACACCGAUAUAGCAAAGACAGUAGCUGUGAGGUCUGGAUGCACAGUUGUUUGGAUAAUCUGUCCCGUUCACGAGAGUAAAUACGUUUUUGAAAAUGGCGAAAGAGUACCAACAAAGUGGAACAAUGCUGGCGAACCCACCGAUUACCUUGUCGUAGAUGCGGAUCCACACAUGACUUUAAGACUGGGUACGAGCGAGGAUUUAUGUCAGCUCCAUGGCCAUGUCAACGUACUCAAGGACGAGAGGGGAUUUCCAACCACAUUUAUGACCAAGUUUCAAAGGCAUUGUAGCGGACAUGUUACCGACGGCGACGAGAGGCCGCUUGAGCUUUUCGAAUGGAAUGAGAAGGGCACUGCAGCUGAAGAACGUCUCCGGCAGGCAGCUGCAGACUACGAGCUCUUUAAAACAUUAACUGUACGGAGCGAAGGAUGGGAAUUUGACGAAGGGAACAGGGACACCGACUAUAAGCCACCUGAUCACUUGGAAGCCAUAUUGGAUAACGAUGCCAAGUAUUCACCCUUAGUAAAUGAAGAAGAUGAAUGUAUUGACCCUGCAUUCGAGGAUUAUAUCAUCCAUACAAACUUCCUGGCCCACCUCAAUAUUUUCGUCGGCAUUCCCAGGUUUUUUAAUAUUUGGAGGAAUAUCGAACUUUAA
This is a messenger RNA of Daldinia vernicosa, 900 nucleotides long. RefSeq lists its product as uncharacterized. The record is from RefSeq and is a predicted model, not a curated record. NCBI's taxonomy places the organism in Eukaryota, Fungi, Ascomycota, Sordariomycetes, Xylariales, Hypoxylaceae. Bases 1 to 900 code for a protein of 299 amino acids. The transcript has 2 exons.